Musa acuminata subsp. malaccensis (wild Malaysian banana) is the source of this 658-nucleotide messenger RNA. RefSeq lists its product as uncharacterized. Lineage: Eukaryota; Viridiplantae; Streptophyta; Magnoliopsida; Zingiberales; Musaceae. The record is from RefSeq and is a predicted model, not a curated record.
UCCAGAAACUUCGCCGUAAGUUGGGCGUCCCCAGCGGUUUCGAUCGAGCGAUGGACGAGAAGGAGGAGCGGGGCGCGGUGCUCCACGAGGCGGCAGCGUCCUUCAUUUGCCCGCCGAGGCUGGAGGACGCGGGGCUCGAGGACUGCGCCCUCCCUCCGGAGUCCAUCAUGGAGGCCUUCGCCCUCGCCGCCAUCUCCGCUGGCCCCCGCGUCGACGAAGAUGGCGACGAUGAGGGCUUCGGAGAGGCCCCCGAGGAAGAGGGUGCGUCGUGGGCGGCCUCGGCAGUGGUCGGAGGUGGCGGCGUUGGGGUAGUCGCCUCCGAUGGGCUCGCGAUUCUUGGCGGAGACGAUUCCGAUUCGGUUGAAAAGAAGACGGCGAAGGAGUAUGAAGACGAAGAGAAAGAAGAAAUCAGCAGCAGAUAAAGAUGCCAACGAAUCCAGGAACCCUAAAUUUGUAGGUUGGAGGGGGACCAUAGAUUCCAGAUGCAUCAACUGGAGUGGUCUGUAUGCAGGUAGAACAAAUUGUUUGAUAUCAAAAGCUGGUAUAAAAGUGAAAUUUCUGAAGGGUCCUGUUGAGAUAGAUGUAAAGAACUCACCACAUAUUUUCUUAUGGGUUGAAGACAUUUAUGUUGGACCCAUCUUAUCAGUGAUUUAGUGCA